AUGGCGUAUCCUCAAACGACCUUUUCCCAUACGAGCUUUUCCUCGCCCACUUUCAUCAGCCGGCGGCGUGAGGUGGUAUAUUCGACCACUUUGCUGUACCAGCUGAAUGUUCUAAAGUCGACUGGUCGCUAUCAUGCCUUCAAAUUAGAAUGGCAUCCGUGCUACCGCGAUAAACCCGACGUGUGGCCUGUCCCCAACCAUCUCUUCUGGGAUUCAGAUGUUGCUAAAUGGAUAGAAGGCGCCUGUUAUUUCCUCCUGUGCGAGGAAAAUCCCACCAUCAAUGGUGCGGUGAAGGAGUUGGUUGCUAUGAUCCGGUCUGCUCAGCAAGCGGAUGGGUAUCUGAAUAUCCAUUUUACCGUCGUUGAACCUACUAAGCGGUUUACGAAUCUGAGAGAUCUUCAUGAACUGUACAAUGCCGGUCACUUGAUCGAAGCGGCGCUAGCCCACACCCAAUGUUAUGGAAAUGACUUGCUGAUGGAACCCGUUCUCAAAUACGUGGAUCUGCUAUGCGCAACUUUUGGGCCGGGGCCAGAGCAGAAACAUGGGUACCCGGGCCACCCAGAGAUCGAGCUGGCAUUGCUUCGUCUGUACGGAGAAAGGAAGAAUCCUAAGCACUUGGCUUUGGCCGAGUACUUUAUAGCUGAGAGAGGAAACCCGACGGGGCAGGAUGGGCGCCAUUACUAUGAUGUAGAGACAGAAGCCAGGGGGGACAGAGAACACGAACGACCCGUUUACUAUCCUAAAAGUAGAUCGUACUGGUAUCAACAAGCACACGAACCCAUUGUAAACCAACAAACCAUCGAGGGACAUUCAGUGCGAGCCAUGUAUCUCCUCACGGCUGUAGCGGACUUGGUCCGUAUCCAGGGCCCCUCGAGCCCAAAAUCUGCAGAUAGAACGAAUGCUCUGCAGCGCCUCUGGCGAAACAUGACAGAAAAGAAAAUGUACCUGACCGGAGGCAUUGGCGCGCAGAAACAGUGGGAAGGUUUCGGGAUCGACUAUUUCCUACCAUCUAGCACUGAUGAAGGGGGGUGUUACGCAGAGACCUGUGCAGCUAUUGGGGUCAUGAUGCUCGCUGAAAGACUUCUUCAACUGGACUUGGAUGGAAAAUAUGCGGAUAUCAUGGAGCUCUGCUUCUACAACGCGGUCAUGACCGGUAUGGCAUCCAACGGAAAGCAAUUCACCUACAUCAACCAGCUCGCAUCCAGCGAUUCCGACUUGUCCAGACGAGCGGAGUGGUUCACUUGCGCGUGCUGCCCUCCAAACGUCACAAGACUCUUGGGGUACAUUGGUGGAUACCUCUGGUCGUUCCGCGUAGACGAGAACGAGAAAUCCCAAUCCGUCGCUGUAGAUAUCCACAUGUACUCCUCUGCCACCCUCUCGAUACCAAUAAAUGACAGCGUGGUGGAAAUCGAGCAAGACUCCAACUGGCCAUGGGAAGGAAAGAUUGAGUUUACAAUCCGUAACCCUACGGACGUAGCAAUGACCAUCAAACUGCGAAUCCCGGCCUGGGCUACCACUUGGCAGCUCUCCCCACCUCUCCCAAACGCCCACACCAGCAAAGGCUACAUUUCCCUCACCCCCGCCUAUCUAAACGCCCACCCAACCUUCCACCUAGAAAUCCCCCUCCUCGCACGCUUCAUCUCACCGCACCCAUACACGAACCAGCCCAUCAUCGCACUAGCCCGCGGACCCAUCGUAUACUGCGUUGAAGAUUUCGACAACCCGUGGGUAGACGACCAUUUCAAAUCUCUGGUCCUCGAUCCCUCAUCCCGCGUGGCAGAAAACACAGUAACAAUGCUGAGCUCUACGCCGAAAGUGGGAGAGGGAGAGACAGAGGCAGAGUCGUAUGUAGGCUUAACAGCCCAUAAUGCCGCUGUCCAAAUGCUUGAAGACGAAAAUGAUGAACAUGAACAGCUAGCACCACACCAUAUACCGCUUGUACAUGCUUCUGAUUCUUCUUCCACUCCGCAGACACAGCAACAGCAACAGCGACCUGGUAUGGAGCAACUGCAUUUCAUACCCUACGCGCUGCGGGAUAAUCGAGGGGGCAAGGGACACAUGCGCGUGGGAAUCAGGAGGAAACUGUAA
Molecule: messenger RNA, 2088 nt
Organism: Lachnellula hyalina
Lineage: Eukaryota; Fungi; Ascomycota; Leotiomycetes; Helotiales; Lachnaceae
Gene: hypBA1
Product: Non-reducing end beta-L-arabinofuranosidase
Exons: 5
Coding region: 1-2088 (695 amino acids)
Biological process (GO): carbohydrate metabolic process
Source: RefSeq, a predicted model, not a curated record